This is a messenger RNA of Cladophialophora yegresii CBS 114405, 1971 nucleotides long. RefSeq lists its product as uncharacterized. The transcript has 4 exons. The coding region runs from base 1 to 1971 and encodes 656 amino acids. Lineage: Eukaryota; Fungi; Ascomycota; Eurotiomycetes; Chaetothyriales; Herpotrichiellaceae. The record is from RefSeq and is a predicted model, not a curated record. Gene Ontology annotation, molecular function: FAD binding.
AUGGAACCUAAAGUAACAUACAGUGAUCUCGUCAUCAUCGGUGCUGGUCCGGCCGGGCUCAUGGCUGCUGCUUGGGCAAGUCGUAUGGGUUUGGACGCGCGGACACUCGAUGAUAAACUUGACAGGGUACAAACCGGACGGGCCGACGGUCUCCAUGUACGUACUUUGGAGAUACUCGAUAGCUUCGGGAUGGCGAAUGCGAUCAAUGAAAAGGCCUAUCAAUUGCGAGAGAUCUGUUCCUGGAAUCCAGAUCCCGAAGACGACAGCAAAAUUCAACGAACGGAGCGGGUUCGGGUCAAGGAAGAAGAACUUGGCCGGUUCUGUCAACUGGGAAUCCAUCAAGGUUUCAUUGAGCAGAACUUCAUUGAUUUCUUGCAAAGAGAAGGCCGCUUGAGUGUCGAGAGAAACACGAAGACUAAGUCCCUCCAACUAGAAGAAGCUCUCAUGACGGACCACACUGCUUAUCCGAUCUGUCUACGGAUCGAACGAAACAAUAUCACAACCAACGGAGCUACAGCAGACCAAGGCUGUAAGAAGAUCCCCAACACCAAGAUGCGAUCGCCGCAAGAAGAGAUCAUCAAAGCCCGAUACCUGGUAGGUGCAGAUGGCGGGCACAGCUGGACUCGUGAUCAGAUCGGCCUGAGGCUCGAAGGUGGCAAGACGAAAGUGCACUUCGGGGUGGUGGAUAUCGUCCCUAUCACCGACUUCCCUGAUAUACGCGUCUCAUGCUCCAUACACUCAACGAAGGCCGGCAGCACGAUGACAUUCCCACGUGAAGAUCGGCUCGUCAGAUUCUAUGUUCAACUGGCCGAGACCGGCAGCGAAGGCGAUGACCUUGACACAAGCAAGGUCACUCCGGAAAUGAUUACAGAGAAGGCCUCGACAAUUUUGAGUCCGUACAAGCUGUCAUACGAACACUGCGAUUGGUGGUCGAUAUAUACUGUGGGCCAGCAGUGUGCUCCCAGCUUCAGCAAAGGUAAUCGGGUCUUCCUUGUCGGCGACGCCGUCCAUACGCAUUCACCCACAAUGGGGGCGGGGAUGAACGUGUCGAUGCAAGACUCUUACAACCUGGUAUGGAAGCUCGGCCAAGUCAUCAAAGGUAUCGCAAAGCCUGACAUCCUGGACACGUACAAUGCCGAACGACAAUCCGUCGCACAAACUUUAAUAAAGAUGGAUCGAGACAUGUGCGACUUCUACGAGAAAGGAGCCGGCUCGGAUGCACACAAUUACGACGAGUUCUAUGAGCGGUUUCGAACGUUUCUCAGUGGAGUUGGUGUGGAGUAUGGUCCUAAUUCCUUGGUGGUCACAGCACGCGAAGAUGACGGUUCGAGAGAUUCCCAAUCCGGUACCGAUCUCGACGGUUCGAGCCAAACUCGACGACCCUCGACGCGGUCGUUAGCGAGUAAGAUACCACUUGGACAGCGACUACCCUCCUUUCUGGUAUUGAAUCAUGCAGAAGCUAAUAUAGUUCAUGUCCACUCGAUGCUGCCAGCCGAUGGCCGCUGGCGGUUGUUAGUGCUCGCGGGUGAUAUAAGCCAAGUCGCACAGAUGGCACGCUUACGCACUCUGUGCGCGCGCAUGGAUGCACCUUCAUCGUUUCUACGAACAUACACACCAGACGGUGACAAGGUCGACUCGGUCAUUGAAGUCUUGACUAUACACGCUGCUUCUCGGCGCAAGGUCGAAGUCUUCAGCCUACCCGAACUCCUGCGCCCUUUCGACUCAAAACUUGGCUACGACUAUUGGAAAUGCUACGCAAACAACUACGAGGGGGAGGAGGGAGACUUUGAUGAUGCGUAUGCAGAAUGGGGCGUUGACAAAGAUGAGGGUUGCCUUGUAGUCCUCCGGCCAGACCAGCACGUAUCACUUGUGUGCGGAUUACAGGACGUAGAAGAGGUCGAGCAGUUUUUCAGCACCAUCCUGGUUCCGCACAAGCGACGGAAAGCAGUCGCUGUAGGUUGUGGAAAGUAG